This is a messenger RNA of Leptonychotes weddellii (Weddell seal), 850 nucleotides long. Lineage: Eukaryota; Metazoa; Chordata; Mammalia; Carnivora; Phocidae. The record is from RefSeq and is a predicted model, not a curated record.
CGCCAUCUGGGCCCCAUCUGUCCUUCCUCACGGCACCCUCGGCACCUUAAGCCACUACUCCCAGCCGCAUUUUGGGAGAAAGAUGGAGUCGAAGGUCUCAGAAGGUGGCCUGAACGUGACCCUGACAAUCCGUCUGCUGAUGCAUGGAAAGGAAGUUGGAAGUAUCAUCGGGAAGAAGGGAGAAACUGUGAAAAAGAUGCGUGAAGAGAGCGGUGCCAGGAUCAACAUCUCUGAGGGAAACUGCCCGGAAAGAAUCGUGACCAUCACGGGCCCCACGGACGCCAUCUUCAAGGCCUUUGCCAUGAUCGCCUACAAGUUCGAGGAGGACAUCAUCAACUCUAUGAGCAACAGCCCUGCCACCAGCAAGCCCCCAGUGACGCUGAGGCUGGUGGUCCCCGCCAGCCAGUGUGGGUCCCUGAUCGGCAAAGGCGGCUCCAAGAUCAAGGAGAUCAGGGAGUCCACAGGUGCCCAGGUCCAGGUGGCCGGGGACAUGCUGCCCAACUCCACAGAGCGGGCAGUGACCAUCUCGGGGACCCCUGACGCCAUCAUCCAGUGCGUCAAGCAGAUCUGUGUGGUCAUGCUGGAGUCCCCACCGAAAGGUGCCACCAUCCCCUACCGCCCAAAGCCCGCCUCCACCCCUGUCAUUUUUGCAGGUGGUCAGGUAAGAGCCGACCCGCUCGCGGCCUCCACUGCCAACCUCAGCCUCUUACUGCAGCCCCCGCCGCUGCCCGCCUACACGAUCCAGGGACAGUACGCCAUCCCCCACCCAGAUGUGAGUCUCCACUCUGCCUCCCUGGCCUUCUCUUCUCAUCACCGUUACCCCCUGCAUGCCUCUGUUACUUGCUACUAA